Molecule: messenger RNA, 247 nt
Organism: Funneliformis geosporum
Lineage: Eukaryota; Fungi; Glomeromycota; Glomeromycetes; Glomerales; Glomeraceae
Source: the annotation of a GenBank genome assembly
AUGGAUAAAUCCAAUAAAGUUUUUUGUACCUGUUCAAAAUGUUGCCACAAAGAUACAAAGAGAGGGAUUAGAUUGUUUAUUUCAAAGUCUACUAGAAUUAGAUAUCAUAAACAAGACAAUAAAAAUCUAUUAGUCGCAGACUCUAUUUCUAAUUCCAGUUCUGAAACAGCUUCGAUUUUAAGUCUUUCAGAUAUUAUUACUAGUUCUAGAAGUGAAUCAUUUAUCCUUGUUGAUUAUUCUGAGUUAA